Messenger RNA from Staurois parvus, 295 nucleotides. The record is from the annotation of a GenBank genome assembly. Lineage: Eukaryota; Metazoa; Chordata; Amphibia; Anura; Ranidae.
AUGUAUGUGAAAUGGUUUGAUACAUUAAUGUUUUACUAUGUGAUUUUAGUGAAUGUCACUUUUUGUCAUUUUCAAAUUUCCCGCCGUUCCGUCCCCCCGUACGUCCCGACGCUCGCAGGGGACAGAACCCAGAUGACAGAUGCUGGCAUCCGCCGGAUUACAUUGCUGGGGACAUUGCAGGAGGGACAUCGCGGGAGCGCAGGACAAGGUAAGUGAUUGAGGGAUCGUGGAGCAGCCUGAGUGUAGCUCGGGGUUACCGCUUGUGCUACACUCGGGAAUACCGCCAGGGAGGUUA